Messenger RNA from Spodoptera littoralis (African cotton leafworm), 707 nucleotides. NCBI's taxonomy places the organism in Eukaryota, Metazoa, Arthropoda, Insecta, Lepidoptera, Noctuidae. The record is from the annotation of a GenBank genome assembly.
AUUCAGUUGCCAACAUUUGCAGAAUAAACAUGUACGCCAAGCUGAUCGUCGCUCUUUGCGCCCUGGGUGUGGCCCGCGCCAGCGGUGUCUAUGAAGCCGCUCCCCUGGCUUACAGCGCACACGCUUACGCCGCCCCUGCCGUAGUGACCAAGACCAUCAGCCCCGCGGUGUCCUCUGUAUCUGCCUACUCGACCCACACCGCUCACGGUGGUGAAAUCUCGUACGCCGCUGCCCCCGUUGUCGCUAAGGCCUACGCCGCCCCCAUCGUCGCCAAGACCUACGCUGCUCCUGCCGUUGCUGCGUACGCUGCACCCGUGGCUGCCUACGCCGCUGCCCCUGCUGCUGUCGCCGUCGCCCCCGUUGCCUACGCCGCUCCCGCUGUGGCUGCGUACGCUGCCCCUGCUGUGGUGACCAAGACCAUCUCUCCCGCCGUCUCCUCCGUGUCCGCCUACUCCACCCACACCGCUCACGGUUCCGCGUACGCUCCCGCUGCGUACUCCGCCUACGCCGCUCCCGCUGUGGCUGCGUACUCUGCUCCCCUUGUCGCCAAGACCUACGCCGCUCCCUUGGUAGCUAAGACUUACGCUGCUGCCCCCAUCGCCACUUAUGCCCACGCCGCUCCCGUCCUCAAAUCCGUAGCGUACUCCGCUGCCCCCGCCGUCUCCCACAUCGAAUACAGCGGCCACGGUGCUAACUACGGUUGGUAA